AUGCAAUUGGAAGCGCUAGACAAGUCCCAUUGGCUAGUCCAGUGGGUUCAAACUGUAUUAAAAAUCAGUAUUUUUGUUGCAAUCUUUGGUGCUGCAAUUUCCGCAAGAUUAUUCUCGGUUAUAAGAUUUGAGUCUAUCAUCCACGAGUUCGAUCCGUGGUUCAACUUCAGAGCAACUAAGUACCUGGUAUCUCAUUCGUUUUUGGAAUUCCUGAAUUGGUUCGAUGAUCGGACCUGGUAUCCGCUAGGGAGAGUCACAGGUGGUACUUUGUACCCCGGGUUGAUGACAACCAGUGGUUUAGUGUGGCAUUUUUUUAAAAACAUUGGUCUACCUAUCGAUAUACGCAAUAUCUGUGUCCUGUUCGCACCGGCUUUUGCAGGGGUCACUGCCUGGGCCACAUACGAGUUUACUAAGGAAAUCAAAGAUUCGGCGGCUGGAUUAUUUGCAGGUGCGUUUAUGGCAAUUGUUCCAGGUUACAUUUCAAGAUCAGUAGCUGGGUCAUAUGAUAAUGAAGCAAUUGCUAUCACUUUAUUGAUGGUUACAUUUAUGUUUUGGAUUAAGGCACAGAAGACAGGUUCAAUUUUUUUUGCAACGUUAACUGCGCUUUUCUAUUUCUAUAUGGUUUCUGCAUGGGGUGGUUAUGUUUUUAUCACAAAUUUGAUUCCUCUACAUAUUUUCAUCCUAAUUCUUAUGGGCCGCUACAAUAACAAACUUUACACUGCUUACAGUACUUGGUAUGCAAUUGGUACUUUGGCUUCUAUGCAAAUACCAUUUGUCGGAUUUUUACCCAUCAGGUCAAAUGAUCAUAUGGCAGCUUUAGGUGUCUUUGGUUUAAUACAGAUCGUUGCAUUUGGUAACUUUGUGAAAAAUCAGGUCUCCAAUGAAAAAUUUAAAGUUGUUAUGUUCGUCUCACUUAUUUUACUGCUGGGAUUGGGCAUCCUCGGAUUGUUUACUUUGACCUAUUUUGGUUUCAUUGCGCCUUGGACUGGAAGAUUCUACUCCCUAUGGGAUACAAAUUAUGCUAAAAUUCAUAUUCCAAUCAUUGCUUCCGUCUCAGAACAUCAACCAGUUGCUUGGCCCGCCUUCUUCUUCGAUACCCACUUUUUGAUUUGGUUAUUCCCUGUCGGUGUAUUCUUACUGUUUAUUGAUUUGAAAGAUGAACAUAUUUUUGUCAUUGCGUACUCCGUGCUGUGUUCAUAUUUUGCUGGUGUUAUGAUAAGAUUGAUGUUAACUUUAACUCCAGUUAUUUGUGUUUGUGCAGCAGUCGCAUUGUCUAAAUUGUUUGACGUUUAUUUGAACUUGUCACCAGAAAGGGAUGGUAAGGAAGUUCGUUGGAAUUUCAGCUCUCUUUUAUCACGUUUGGUGGUUUGUGGCUCUUUCAUAUAUUACUUGUAUUUGUUUGUCUUCCAUUGUACUUGGGUAACAAGAAUGGCAUAUUCAUCACCUUCUGUUGUUUUACCAUCACAAACACCCGACGGUCGUCCUGCUGUCAUUGAUGAUUUCCGUGAAGCUUACUAUUGGUUGAGAAUGAACACAAAUGAAGAUGCUAAAGUUGCCGCCUGGUGGGAUUACGGUUACCAAAUCGGAGGUAUGGCUGACAGAACCACUCUGGUGGAUAACAAUACAUGGAACAAUACUCAUAUUGCCAUCGUUGGUAAGGCAAUGUCUUCACCAGAAUGGAAAUCGUACGAAAUCUUUAAGCAACAUGACGUCGAUUAUGUAUUGGUGAUUUUUGGUGGUGUUAUCGGAUUCAGUGGCGAUGAUAUCAAUAAGUUUUUAUGGAUGAUAAGAAUUAGCGAAGGUAUUUGGCCUGAGGAAAUUCAGGAGCGGAAUUAUUUCAAUUCAAAAGGUGAAUAUCGUGUUGAUUCGCAGGCAACAAAAACCAUGAAAGAAUCUCUACUUUACAAAAUGUGCUAUAAGGAUUUCCCUCAAGUUUUCAAUGGCCAGGGACAAGAUAGAGUCCGUUCGCAGACUGUAUCAGCAUCAGAUGUUGAACAGCUGGAUUAUUUUGAAGAAGCUUUUACCUCCGAAAACUGGAUAGUUAGAAUUUUCAAAUUGAAGGAGCAAGAUCCAGAGGGUAGAUCACUACAUGACGUAGGCAUGUUCGAAAGAAGUCUUGCGAAAGGAACAAAGAAAAGAGGUACCAAGAAGCCAGACCUCGAUUUCAGAGUUUAG
Molecule: messenger RNA, 2175 nt
Organism: Zygotorulaspora mrakii
Lineage: Eukaryota; Fungi; Ascomycota; Saccharomycetes; Saccharomycetales; Saccharomycetaceae
Gene: STT3
Product: dolichyl-diphosphooligosaccharide--protein glycosyltransferase subunit STT3
Exons: 1
Coding region: 1-2175 (724 amino acids)
Biological process (GO): post-translational protein modification
Cellular component (GO): membrane
Molecular function (GO): dolichyl-diphosphooligosaccharide-protein glycotransferase activity
Source: RefSeq, a predicted model, not a curated record